Messenger RNA from Gadus macrocephalus (Pacific cod), 970 nucleotides. It is a transcript of the gene commd1, whose product is annotated as copper metabolism (Murr1) domain containing 1. The transcript is spliced from 3 exons. Gene Ontology annotation, biological process: copper ion homeostasis; positive regulation of protein ubiquitination; negative regulation of protein localization to cell surface. The coding region runs from base 41 to 616 and encodes 191 amino acids. Gene Ontology annotation, cellular component: endosome. The record is from RefSeq and is a predicted model, not a curated record. NCBI's taxonomy places the organism in Eukaryota, Metazoa, Chordata, Actinopteri, Gadiformes, Gadidae.
ACGUGACCUCCUCUAGAUCACAUGACCACAAUAGUCAAAUAUGUCCGACAUUGAUACAGCCAAGUCUCUGACUGGGCUGCUCAACGGAAUAGCUCAAAAAGCAUAUCACAACCAUGGUGAGGUCACCGAGGACCUCCUAAGGACGGAGCUUUACCCCGACCUGUCCCCGGAGGACUUCCACGCCCUGCACGACAAGAUGAGAGGCCUGCUGAAGUCCAUCGCCAUGGCGGACAUGGACCCCGGCCAGCUGGAGGCCUUCCUCACGGCCCAGAUGAAGAGGCAGGGCGGCGGAGGGAUGAGCGAGGGUCAGGCCAGCGCCAUCUCCCGCUUCUGGAGGAGCCAGCGGGCCAGGGUGCGGGAGAGCCUGCUAGCCCAGAGCCGCUGGGAGCCCGGCCUGCGGGGCCUGGCCUGGAGGGUGGACCUGCAGACAUCCAGCGGCCGGGGGCCGGAGGCCGCCCCGGGGAGGCCUGUGGCCCUGCUGGAGCUGGAGCUGGGACGCCCCUCCCAGGACUCGCAGUACGUGCGUCUGGAGUGUGACGAGGCCACCGUCAACCAGGUGCUGAAGAAGAUGGCCGACAUCCAGAGGAGCAUCGACACCGUCGUGCAACGUAGCUAGACCGACGGAGACCGGUACAGGACCGGACCGGUCUGUAGUCCUGCUGCCCUGUACAGGAGUCCUAGACUGAUUGUGUCUGUAGUCCUGCUGACCUGGAGGAGGAUUAGGUGGAGGAUUCUAUCUCCGGCACAGAUCCUCUCGUUCUACAACUUGAGAGAAAGCUGAUGAUGGGACUUCUGAAAACAUUUUGUGUUACUCCUCAAAGCUGUAGCCGAUCGUUUCCUCUUGGGGCCUCAGUGAACGUCUUCAUUGUCUACAAACCCACUUAUUAAAGCUGAACUCCUCCUUAACUAUUUAGGUUGUAUUGGAAGAUGCCUACCGUAAAUACUUGAUUAAACAUGAGUUUUAAUUGUA